CGUGCGACGCAGAGUGCCCAGCUCACUGCCUGCGGUUGGGGUUCUGCGCCAGAAGGGGGGACCCCUCCACCACCGCCCCGCCCCAGCCCCACCCAUCAGGAUGGACCUCGCACCAGGUUCCCAGCAGUGGAGGAGGAGAAAGCGCGGAUCCCGGGCACGAGGGAGGGCGCGACCAUGGACGAUGUCUGAGGACAGAGACUCUGCCCACCCACGAGAGAUGAGCAGAGGUCAGCAGGAAGAGAGAAUGACCACCUCCGGCUCUCUGGAGUCUAUGACCUUCCAGGAUGUGACCGUAGACUUUAGCCAGAGGGAAUGGAGGCAGCUGACCCAUGCCCAGAAGACCCUCUAUCGGGAGGUGAUGCUGGAGAACUAUGAGAACUUUGUCUCCCUGGGGCUGCCGGUUGCCAAGCCAGAGCUGAUCACCCAGCUGGAGUGUGGGGAAGGCCCGUGGGUGUUGCUGGAGGAAGAGCCGAGAAGCCUUGGCACAGAUUGGGAGACCCCAUCAGAGACCAAGAAGACAAUCCCUAUACAAAGCAUUUCCCUGAAAGAUACUUCCCAGGAAAGACUCACAAAGAGUGGUUCCUGGGACUAUAAAUUUGGAGAUGUUGGAAAUUGUAAAAACAACACUGACAGGCAUAAAACUAAUAACCAAGACAGAGAUCUGAUGCAAGGAACUUGGGAUAAAAAUUUUAAUAAGGCCAAAGGCCACAAAGGUAAUCACUUUAUGAAAAGUUUUGAUCAAAAGUCAAUCCUUGAUACACAAAGCAACAUUUCUUCAGAAAAAAGUCUUUAUAAAUAUGAUACACAUAGAAAUAACUUCAUACUUUCUUCAGACCUGAGUGAACAUAAUGGAAUCUCCUCAGAAAAGAAAUCCCAUAAGGACAGUGGAUGCAGUAAAGCUUUCAGUGACCCCUUAGACCCUAAUGGAGAUAAAAAAGAAGCUGCUAAAGAGAAAUCCUAUACAUGUACUGAAUUUGGUAAUACUUUCCGCCAGAGGCGACACCUUACUCAAUGUCACAGAAGUCAUUCUUGUGGGAAACCAUAUAUCUGUAGAGAUUGUGGAAAAACCUUCAGCCAGAUCACACAGCUUAUUCAGCAUCAGGGAAUUCAUGAUGGGGAGAGACCCUAUAAAUGUAGUGACUGUGGAAAAGCCUUCACCAAUAGUUCUUCACUUAUUCUACAUCACAUAAUUCACAGUGGAGAGAAACCCUAUGAAUGUCAUGAAUGUAGGAAACUCUUCAGCAAUAGAACAGGACUAUUUGUACAUCUGAGAAUUCAUACUGGAGAGAAACCUUUUCAGUGUAGCAUAUGUAAAAAAGCCUUUAGCCAGAAAGGGGACCUUUCUCGACACCAGAAAGUUCAUACAGGAGAGAAACCAUAUAAAUGUAAUGUAUGUGAAAAAGCUUUUAGCCAGCAAGGACAUCUUACUGCACACCAGAGAAUUCAUAAUGGAGAAAAACCCUAUAAAUGUAAUGAAUGUGGAAAAGCAUUCAGCAAUAGCUCAUCCCUUAUUCUACAUCACAGAAUUCAUAGUGGAGAAAAACCCUAUGAAUGUCACGAAUGUGGGAAGCCUUUCAGUAAUCAUGCAGGCCUCAUUGUACAUCAAAGGAUUCAUACUGGUGAGAAACCCUAUAAAUGUGAUGUAUGUGAAAAAGCCUUCAGCCAGAAAGGUCAUCUUUCUGAACAUCAGAGAAUUCAUACUAGAGAGAAACCCUAUAAUUGUAAUAUAUGCAAGAAGGCCUUUAGCCAGAGGGGAGACCUUUUUCGACAUCAAAAAAUUCAUAAUGGAGAAAAACCUUAUGAUUGCAGUGAAUGUGGGAAAGCUUUCAGCCAGAAGGGAGACCUUACUAAACAUCUAAGGAUCCAUAGUGGUGAGAAGCCUUAUAAAUGUAACAAAUGUGGUAAAGCCUUUAGCAUCAGCUCACAGCUCAAUAUGCAUGAAAGAAUUCAUACUGGAGAGAAGCCCUAUAAAUGUAAUCUAUGUGAAAAAGCCUUCAUCCAGAAAGGACGUCUUACUGAACAUUACAGAAUUCACAAUGGAGAAAAACCUCAUAAAUGUACUGAAUGUGGAAAGUCCUUCAGCCAAAUUACAUACCUUAGUCGGCAUGAGAGAAUUCACACUGGAGAGAAACCAUAUAAAUGUAGUGAAUGUGAGAAAGCCUUCAGUAAUAGCUCAGCACUUAAUGUACAUCAGAAAAUUCAUACUGGUGUGAAGUCCCAUGUAUGUCUUGAAUGUGGGAAGGCCUUCCUCCACAGUAUAGGCCUUAGUUUACAUCAGAGAAUUCAUACUGGAGAAAAACCAUACAAAUGUGACAUAUGUGAGAAAGCCUUCAGCCAGCGAGGAGACCUUUCACGGCAUCAGAAAAUUCAUAAUGGAGAAAAACCCUAUAAAUGUAGUGAUUGUGGGAAAGCUUUCACCCAGAGGGGACACCUUACUGAGCAUCAGAGAGUCCAUAGUGGGGAGAAACCAUAUAAAUGUAAAGAUUGUGGUAAAGCCUUUAGCAACAGCUCACAGGUUACUCUUCAUUACAGAAUACACACGGGAGAGAAGCCUUAUAAAUGUAAUGAGUGUGGACAAGCCUUUAGUCGUCCAGGGAGCCUCAGUGAACAUCAGAAAAUUCAUUCUGUAGAGAAACCUUAUAAAUGUAGUGAAUGUGGAAAAGUAUUCAGCCGCAAUCUGUACCUUAGUCGUCAUCAAACAGUUCAUACUGGGGAAAAGUGCUAUCCAUGUAAUGAAUGCAGUAAAGCCUUCCGGAAUGGCCAUUGUCUUACUCUGCAUCAGAGAAUUCAUAGUGGCGAAAAACCCUAUCAAUGUAGUGAAUGUGGAAAAUCUUUUGGCAGGAAACUAUACCUAACUCAACAUCAGAGAAUACAUAGUGGUGAGAAACCUUAUGAAUGCACUACAUGUGGUAAGGCCUUCACUCGGUGUACAACACUUAUUCAACAUCAGAAAAUUCAUACUAGAAAUAAACCCUAGAAAUUUAAGGUAGAUAUGUAUUCCCAGAUACUAAAACAUAUUACAGACUUCUUUUUUAAUCAAAAUAUUCUGGUACUGGCAGGAGGGAAAGGAGAUAGGAUAGGGAUACCAUGUAUCCAACAAAAUAGAGACAAAAGAUUAGUGUUUUAUAAACUUACAGGAAAUAUAAACUAGCAAAAGAAGUAUUUAACAGAUUUACUUGGGAAAUUUGGUUAGCAAUGUGGCUGAAAAUGGAUUUAGAACUGUAUCUCAUAACACAUUCCUCAGGGUUCCUCCUGAUUUUUAGCCUCAAAUAUAUGUGUAAAACUAAAAAAGUAUGGCGGGGGUGGGGGGAGAGAAAAAGUGAUUAUGCAGUUAUAUCAAUUGUAAAAUUAAGAAAAUGUUCUAUUAAAUAAUUAGAAGGGUCAAAGUAAGAUGUAUUUAAGAACAAAGAAAUAAAGCAUGAAAGCAAUGUAACCAAAGUAAAAGAACAGUUGCAAAAAAAAAAAAGAUGUUGAUAUCAAAUAUGCUAGCUACAUAGGAAAAGAACUACUAAAAAUCUACAAAGGUAGCUCUUAGUCCACAAGGGAGAUGAAUGGUCAAUGGCUAUGAAGAGAUCAUUUUCAAAUGAGGAAACAAAUUGCUAAUAACAUGGAAAGUGUUCAGUCUCAAUCAAAAUUAUAUACAUUAAAGUAUCAUUGAGAUGCUCUUUAAUUUUUUUUUUUCAAAAAUAGAAACAAUGCUUGUGGAAUUAAGAAAUAUUGGUAGAAAGUUAUAGACUUUGGAAUGCCAUUUCGCAAUACACAGUAAAUGUCAACCCCCCCAAAAUCACACUUUGAUUUGAUCAUUGCAUUGAUGACCAUAUCCUCCAAAAGUUUUAUCAAAAGCAAAAUAGAACUAUUUGGUCAAAGAUUUUAAUUUCAUAUUCAUUUAUAAUAUGAACUGGAAGUACCUGAAAUAUCUAGCAGUAGGGUAUUUGUUAAAUUGUGCGACAUUCAUACAAUGGAAUCCCAUUAUGCAAUUAUAAUUUACAACUUUGAGAAAUAUGAUGAAAUGUAGAUGAGGGUCUUUGUGACAAAGUACAGGAUGUAACAAAAACCAAAAUAAAGAUCACAAUGGCUACUACCAUGUAAGAGUGGUUGGAAUGAAAGAACAAGAAUUUGAGGGAGACUUGUGGAGUAACUGAAAAGUUAUUGGACUUCUGCAUAUUCAUAUUCUUUGAAUGUAAGUGGCUGUGUAGUAUCACUGUUCUGUAAGAAGUGAUCAAUAUGCUGAAUACAGAUGUACAUGGGAAAAUUUAAAUGAGCUGAUACAAAGUUAACUAAGCAAAAUCAGAAAACAAAGAAAUGAACCAAACUAUAGAUUGACACUAACUACAACAAUGGAAAUGGAAAAUAACUGGACAACAAAAUGAUUUUUAAAAAAAUUAAGUGUUGUGAAAUUAUAACGACCAAGCUUGGCUCCAAAGAAGCAAUUUGGGACUCUUACUAUGUUUUUUUUGUUUGUUUUGUUUUUGUGGGGCAAUGAGGGUUAAGUGACUUGCCCAGGGUCACACAGCUAGUAAGUGUCAAGUGUCUGAGGCCAGAUUUGAACUCAGGUACUCCUGAAUCCAGGGCCAGUGCUCUAUCCGCUGCACCACCUAGCUGCCCGCACAAUUUGGGACUCUUACACUCUCAUGUACUGUCACAAUGGAAAUCUGUGAGAAAGAAAAACUAAGACAAAAAGUUCUGUGCACAAUUUAUUAGCAAGCUAAUAGUUGCCAGUAAAUGAGGUCAAUGGCUCCUUAGUAGCCAUAGACAAACUAGGGGUUUACAGGAGUUAUUUUUAUAGUCAUAAAAGGAAUAGAAAAAUUGCAGAUUCUUGGGAAAUGAUUUGAUUGGAUGGAGUAUGACACGAGGUUAAGCUAGGUACAUCCUGGAACAUUCUGAGGUCAGCCAGGGACCAUUGCCAAUAUUUGGGGCAUAGGCAUGUUGAGAGCAUCACAGGGUGUGAUAAUCAUCAAUCUGUCUAUGUGGUUACAAUUCCACAUCAGUCGAUCUCAAUAUCAUGGAAUCGUUGGGCUAACUGGAAAGUGUUCUUUUCUUAGGCCAGUUGAAAGUGUUACCUUAGUCAACUACAAAAGGAAACUUGGACUUCUGUGAAAUGGGGAAAUUUUCAUUCCAGCUCAGUUCUGCUGGAGCUUAGCUCUACCAAAAUGAGGAACUUAAUGUCUAACUAUAAUGAUUGUAUAUCUCUUAAUCUCAGAGCUAUCUGAACCUAGGUCUUAUAUGUUAAAAUAAACCAACAGGUGUUAACUGAGGAUUUCAAUACACAUGCCCACCACUUGGCAGAGUUGAGAUACUAUGGGUGUGGAAUACUGUAUAUAAGAUCUGGUGUUUUUUGAUAUGUUGGUUGGUUUUGAACAGUUUCUUUUUCCUUUUCUCAUUGUUAUAAGUAGAGUGGCUCUCUGGAAGCAGUUCAGGGAAAGAUACAUUGAAAAAUGUAAGUGAUAUAAAUGCAAAUUAUCAAUAAAAAUUAUUUCAAAAUUAAAUGUAAAAAGUUUCUGUGCAAAUUUAAUCAGCUGUAUUAGUAUUUGCAAUUAAGUUUAAUAAUUCCAAAAAAUUGAUCUGAGACAAACUCUAAAGAUGCAAGGUAUGUGAAUAAGCCUUUAGUGACAACAUAC
Molecule: messenger RNA, 5618 nt
Organism: Dromiciops gliroides (monito del monte)
Lineage: Eukaryota; Metazoa; Chordata; Mammalia; Microbiotheria; Microbiotheriidae
Product: zinc finger protein 569-like
Exons: 6
Coding region: 101-2977 (958 amino acids)
Biological process (GO): regulation of transcription by RNA polymerase II
Molecular function (GO): RNA polymerase II cis-regulatory region sequence-specific DNA binding; DNA-binding transcription factor activity
Source: RefSeq, a predicted model, not a curated record